AACCCUGUUCUUAUCAACAGAAAGAGGAAAGAUGGACAGUGAUACUAGAUAGGACAUUCACCCUCAAUAAUAUUGAAUGAUUAUAUUCGACGACGAGUUUUUCGGGAAAAGGGUUUAUCAGUGUUUAUUGUUGUGUUUUGAUACAGUUGCCAGGGUUUGCAAAAACAAAAUUUAACCCUUUGGAGCGUACCUUAGCAGCCAUUUAAAUCCCCACGACAUGGUUUAAAAGGCCGAGGCGUAAACAUUUUCCUGAUCGCACUCUGUUGAUAAUGCGGACUCCUCCUGCCACUCCUAGAACCUAACCUCAAACGGCGUCGAUAAAUACCUCCGUGUCAGCCUUUGGUUUGAUUUAUUUACUUUAUUUUACACUCCUUGAAUAAAUAGUAAUGGCAUGGAAUUAUGACAAAAUGUUAUGGACGGAGGUUCGUGACCUCUUCAGAACAUGGCGAGAAGAAUCCGAACGUAGAAGUAAAGAUGUCGUUGAUUUGUGGGAAAAUGUAUUAAUGCUGAAAAUGGAUCAACUUGGAAAUGAAAAGUAUUUGGUAUUGGAACAAGUCUGCGUCGCAGCACUUGAUUGCUGCCAGUUAUUAUUGGCAGAAUUCUGUAUAAAACUACUAAUGAGAAAAUUCCCUGGAAGUCUAAGAGUACAUAAAUACCAUGCGAUGCACUUGGAAGCCCUUGAAAUGUUUGAUGAAGCCUUAGAAGUACUGGAUUCAAUUAUUAAAAGGGAUGAAACUAAUACAGCUCCAAGGAAACGGCGAAUAGCUAUUUUAAAAGCUAAAGGUCGAAUACCAGAAGCCAUUAAAGAACUCACGGAUUAUCUAAAAAUAUUUGUGAGCGAUCAAGAAGCAUGGCACGAACUAUGUGAUUUAUAUUUACAAGAACAUGAUUACUCAAAAGCAGCAUUUUGUAUGCAAGAACUCAUUUUGCAUAAUCCACAUAGUCACUUAAUUCAUCAGAGAUACGCCGAAAUAAGAUAUUCUGAGGGAGGGUUAGCAAAUAUUGAUAUUGCCAAGACAUAUUUCUGUCAGGCGAUAAAAUUAAAUCCAAAUAACGUCCGUGCACUUUAUGGAUUAUUACUGUCGGCGAAUAAUAUUGCUUCAACGUCAAAAUGCCCACCAAAUAAGAAGAAGCAGGCAGUAAAGCUUGCCGAAUGGGCAGCCAAUCAAAUUGAGAAGCACUACAGGGAGAAGGUCUCAAACGAAGACCUUAAAAGCAUAGAAGGCUUGUUAGGACAAUUGCAGCUUGAAGGUUAGGGUACAACUGAAGAUUUAGUAAAUAUUUACGAACACUAGGUAAUAAUUUGUAUAUUUGUCUGAAUGUUGCAAUACAUGUAAAUGCAGUGUAUUCACGUUUUACACUUCUUCAACCGAAUACUUGAGCCGGUAUCACGAAGUAGACAUUACUUAUGUACAUGUUUAUCAAAGAAUAACAGAUUAUUAAUUAAUGAAUAACAUUCCACUGAGA
Orussus abietinus is the source of this 1467-nucleotide messenger RNA. RefSeq names its product ER membrane protein complex subunit 2-like. Gene Ontology annotation, molecular function: protein binding. Gene Ontology annotation, biological process: protein folding in endoplasmic reticulum. Gene Ontology annotation, cellular component: EMC complex. The transcript is spliced from 7 exons. The record is from RefSeq and is a predicted model, not a curated record. NCBI's taxonomy places the organism in Eukaryota, Metazoa, Arthropoda, Insecta, Hymenoptera, Orussidae. The coding region runs from base 387 to 1256 and encodes 289 amino acids.